Messenger RNA from Acanthopagrus latus (yellowfin seabream), 2968 nucleotides. RefSeq names its product ankyrin repeat domain 6a (gene ankrd6a). NCBI's taxonomy places the organism in Eukaryota, Metazoa, Chordata, Actinopteri, Spariformes, Sparidae. The record is from RefSeq and is a predicted model, not a curated record. The coding region runs from base 1 to 2163 and encodes 720 amino acids. Gene Ontology annotation, molecular function: protein binding. The transcript is spliced from 14 exons.
AUGAGUGUACAGGCACUGGUCCACGUAUCGUCAUCACCAGGCCCGGGCCCCGGACUCCAGACGGCCCUGCACCGAGCUGCCAUGGUGGGGAACAGUGAUACUGUGGCUGCUCUGAUUCAGGGGGGCUGUGCCAUGGACCUGCAGGACAGAGAUGGAAACACUGCGCUGCAUGAGGUGUCUUGGCAUGGUUUCUCUAACUGUGUCAAACUGCUGGUCAAGGCAGGAGCUGAUCUCCACAUCAGGAACAAGGCAGGAAACACAGCCCUCCACCUGGCCUGUCAGAAUGCACACGCUCAGACUGCUCGUCUGCUGCUGCUCGGAGGAUCCGCGCCAGACACCAAAAACAACGCUGGCGACACAUGUCUACAUGUGGCUGCUCGCUACAACAACCUGACGCUGGUGAAGAUCCUGCUGAAUUCCCUGUGCCAUGUGACAGAGAGAAACCAGGCAGGGGACACAGCUCUCCAUGUGGCUGCUACUCUGAACCAUAAGAGGACAGUUCAGCUCCUACUGGAGGCUGGGACAGACGGCACAGUCAGAAACAAUGCAGGUAAAACAGCCCUCGACAAGGCCAGGGAUAACCACCACAAAGAUGUGGCACUUCUGCUGGCCAGAGCUCCUCAGGUGCAUCGCUUCAUGCGAGGAAGAACAAUAAGGAAGAGAAGAGAGAGACUGACAGCUGAGCACACUGUCACCAGAGUAGAUGUUCCACCAAACAAAGACAGCAGUUCUGUGGUGGAAGAAACCUCUAGCAGUGAAAAAAUGGAGAGCAGAUCUGACAUCAAGGCCACUCAUCACAGGCAGCAAAAGCAGGAACAACAUUACCACAAGACCCCAGCCACGGCUGGCAGUCCCUAUAGCCAUCACAGAAGGCGGAGAGUCAAGGAACAGGCUCUGACUGGUAAUGACCCGAGGAGAAAAGGCAUGACCCACUUCGACUUUGAGAAGGAGCUGCUUUGUGAUAAUGGUGAAGACAGCUCUGCUCAGAAUGGAAAAACCUACCAGCUUUACACACUGUACCGUGACAAGAACGGAAACAUAAGACAGGCGGCAGCCAGUGGAUGUCAUUGUAAGCCUCUGCUCAACAGGCUGGAGGGCCAGCUGGGAGGCACGCAGGAGGAGAUGAGACUGCACAUCCUGAACAUCCAGGAGGAGGUCAACUGUAGGCUGGAAAGGAUGGACCGCAGGAACAAACACCAGAUUAAAGUGCUGGACAUGCUGAAUCAGGAGAGAGCAGCAGCAGAGAGGAAGAACAUGAUUUACAAGAUCGAGCGGAGAGUUGCCCAAAGUAGAGAGGAAGCCCUGAUGACACAGGCAGCAGUGAGGCAUGAACUGAAGAGGUGGUGUGUGUCCCAGCUGAAGGACAUGGAGGUUCACAUCCCAGCCAAAGCCCAGUAUCACAAGCUCCUCCCCUCGCCGUCUGUGGAGCAGUCCGUGGCAGACGCUGACCUGGAAUCACUCCCCUUGCUGUCUGUGGUAUCUGGAGAUAGCAGCACUUCACUGGCUACCUACGUCAACGUCCUGUCGUCUAACCCCACCCGGAGUCUGGGCAGCCCAGAGCGGGAGCAGAACGGGUACAGGACAUACUUUGAAAUGAAAGUAGAAAGGUCACCAGAUGACUAUGAGAACACAGCCCUGUUUCCUCCGCCUGCUAACUUCGACUCAGGGCUCCUCCUGGGCUCUGUUGACCCCCCCUGGCAGCCCCUGGGAGAGCAAGAUAGACAUACAUCAUCCGUGGUGCCACUGUGUGGACAGGCUUUUUCAAGCAGCAGCAGCAGCCACUCCAGUGUCAGCGAACAAGCAGCCACACUGAUCCAACGUCGGAAGCACAGCUACAGGAGACCCAGUGGAGAGCUGGUCAGUGCCCACGGGCGUGCAGAGACGAACACCGUGGGCACCAGGACUCUGGAGUUUUUCAGCGACCGUCCUGCUGAGCCCACAUUCAGCCAGGAGAGGAACAAUCUGCACGCUAAGGAGGUGACUCAGCGUUUCUUUGAGACGGUUUCGACCCAGUUGGAGCGGUGGUACAAGAGGAAGAUGGUGGAGGUGGAGCAGCAGACGGAGCUCAGAGCCCAUCAGGACAGGAAGGAGCUGCUGCAGCGGAUCAGCAUGCUGGAGGAGGAGCUUCAGAGGCUGAAGACCAAUGAGAAUGCAGAGAGCUGAUACAUCCUGACUGCCAGAGAGUGGAUGAACGUUUUCACCAUGAUUUGAUUGAUUUGACAUUUAAAGACUCUGAUCAGCUUCAGUUACAGGGAGCAGAAAAGGACAGACUGGGAAACAGUCAAAGUAUUCAUUUAUAAAAGGCGAUUGAUAAGUAAACAUAGAGAUGUGAAGUUAAAACUGUACAUAGAUGCAACAAUUCAUAAAACAUAUACAGUUACUACAUAAACAGAAGUAUUGCUGAUAUAAAGCUUGUCAUAAAAGGUUUAAUUUUGUUCAGUAUUUUUAAACUACGGUUCUAUAUUCACAUGUUUGGCUGUGUAAAUGAUUGACACUGACCACAGGCUCUGGAGUUGUAAUCCUAAAACUGUGACUGUCAGAGUAACUUUCCACUCAAAGCGUUUGGUUCAGUCCCUGACAGGCUGAGGCUGUUACCUAAUCCUGUGUUGUCCCCUGGAGACAAACCUUUUUGUUAAAAAAUAAGAUCAUUUUGGUCUCUUUGUAGAAGUGUCUGUAACCUGGACAGGUGAGGUGUUGCAGUUGUUGCAAGACUGUCAAAAUCCCUUCAAUAUUCGGCCAUGACUAUGGAAAUAACUUAUUACAGGUAGUUCCUCUAAGUGAACUCAAAACUCUUUUCUCCAACCUUCGUCUUCCUCGUUACAGUUGAUUGGUUCUCUGCUGUUAAGUACAGACAACAUGCCCUUGUGUUACCAGUACAUCAUUAUUACUGCAUCAGCAUAACUAUUAUGGAAGCAGUAUUUUAAUAUUAUAGUUGAUUGUAAUGGACCUAAUUAUGAUUUUAAUAAAG